Messenger RNA from Ostrea edulis (European flat oyster), 1456 nucleotides. RefSeq names its product alpha-1,3-mannosyl-glycoprotein 4-beta-N-acetylglucosaminyltransferase C-like. Bases 24 to 1412 code for a protein of 462 amino acids. The record is from RefSeq and is a predicted model, not a curated record. Gene Ontology annotation, biological process: protein N-linked glycosylation. Lineage: Eukaryota; Metazoa; Mollusca; Bivalvia; Ostreida; Ostreidae. Gene Ontology annotation, molecular function: acetylglucosaminyltransferase activity. The transcript is spliced from 4 exons.
CUGCUUCAUUCUAUAUACACGCCAUGGACCCACGGAGACCGAUGUUUUGCUUUCUCUUUGUGGGUUGUGUUGUAAUUUUACAGCUUAGUGUCUUAUUCAUCUUCUUUAACAUACAUAUGUCAACAACACCUGUAAACAAACAAUCGUCGGCAACAUUAUCGUCCUCCAUGGAAGAAACAAAUGCAACACAUCAUUCCAUUCACAAAUGGAAUAAACAGCGUUUCUUGGAAAUAGCCAAAUCGCGAUCAAGGAUUCAGUCAGCCACGGGUUGUCAGAGUCUAAAUCCAAGGUUCCUUACAAUUGGGAUACCGACGGUGUGUAGAGGGAAGCAUCAGUAUAUCUUAUCUACAUUGGACUCUGUGGUAAGUGGUAUGUCACGUGGUCAGCGAUACGAGGUCUUCAUUAUAAUUUAUCUAGCAGAUAGGGACAGACUGUGUAGACAGAAUACCGAGAAAGAAAUUAGGGAUACAUUCUCCAGUUACGUACGAACAUGCUUAAUCCGAUUCGUAAACCCGCCAGAUGAGCCAAAAUUUUAUCCACAAAUUAACAGUCUGUAUCAAAUUGAAAGUGAAAAGAAACAGAUUUGGAGAACGAAACAAAAUUUAGAUUUUGGUUUUCUUCUUCUACAAUGUAAGAAUCUGUCAACAUAUUACCUGCAGUUAGAGGACGAUGUGAUAGCAGCAGAUUCAUUUUACCGAGUGAUUAAAGAUACCGUGAUCCAAAGGGUCACUCAUUGGGUGUGUAUGGAAUUCAUUGAACUGGGAUUUAUUGGCAAACUCUUUCGAUCACGUGAUUUGGAGAGCCUGGCGGGAAUGAUAGUGGACUGGGCUGAACAUACCCCAGCUGAUGACACCUACAUCGAAUUUUACAAAAGAAGAAAACAAAAAGCAAGAAUUCUAAUCACACCCACAUUAUUUCAACAUGUGGGGGUACACUCUUCUCUCCAAGGACGACUUCAAACACUCAAAGACCCUUAUUUCGAGGGAGACUUUCAAAAUAAAGAAUUCGUACACAGGAAUCCUCCCGCCAAAAUAAACACCUCCAUGGCGAUAGACUUUCAACAUCUUCCGAGACACUGCUAUGAAGGAUCGAGAGGGUACUUUUUGACAUCAGCACCGGUCUUCAAGGAAGACGUUUUCUACCUUUUGUUUCUGUCAUUACAGAAUUUGUCAAAAAUAUAUGUACAGACCGGCCUUGGUGUCGGAAAAGGGAAUAUACUACGAGAGGGCGUAUUAGAAAUAGGUGGGCACUUUGAGUGUGCAAACAAAGUAUUCAAAGAUGUAGUAAAGUUCCAUAAAGGUUUAGUGAAUGUGAUAGUGAACAAAAAGGACGUGCUCUGCAUUCAAAUUAGAGUCACAGCAAACCAGGACACUUUACUUAUGAUAAAGGAAAUCUCAAUAUUUUCUGUAUAAUAUUUAAUGAUAUUUGAAAGAAAUAUUUCUAUGGUAUGAGCCAC